This is a messenger RNA of Fusarium pseudograminearum CS3096, 1584 nucleotides long. RefSeq lists its product as uncharacterized. The transcript has 2 exons. Lineage: Eukaryota; Fungi; Ascomycota; Sordariomycetes; Hypocreales; Nectriaceae. Gene Ontology annotation, molecular function: oxidoreductase activity. Bases 1 to 1584 code for a protein of 527 amino acids. The record is from RefSeq and is a predicted model, not a curated record.
AUGAGGCACUCACUCACACAGCUUUCUGCUGUGCUCACAGUCCUUUCAGCAACAACAAAUGCCCUGCCCACAGAUCAUGAGAAGCAUGGAUCGUGCGCCAAGACCAAGGUUGCCAUUCUCGGAGCCGGUGCUGCUGGUGUCGCAGCUGCUCAGAACCUCACAGCUUCUGGCAUCAAGGAUUUCAUGAUCGUCGAGCACAACGACUACAUCGGCGGCCGUCUAAGGAAGCAGGAGUUCGGCAAGAACGCGCAAGGAAAGCCUUAUAUCAUUGAGCUUGGCGCCAACUGGGUCGAGGGAAUUGGAUCUGAAGAGACCAACGAGAACCCCAUCUGGCUACUUGCUAAGAAGCACAAGCUCAAGUCCACCUACUCCGACUACGACAAGUACAAGACUUUCGAUCACGAGGGCCAGACGGACUGGAGCGACAAGAUCGACGAAUACGAUGCCGCUUACGAGAAGGCUGCUGCUGAAGCUGGCCGUAUCAUAAUCGACAACUUGCAGGAUACUUCUGCUCGUGCCGCUCUCCGCACAGCUGGAUGGCGACCUGAGAAGGACGACAUGCACGCUCAAGCUGCGGACUGGUGGGGUUGGGAUUUCGAAGCGGCCUGGACACCUGAUGAGAGUGGCCUUGUCUACGGUGUUGCUGGUGGCAAUGCUAGCUUUGGCUACUUCAGUGACGUUAGCAACCUCGUUAUCGACCAGCGUGGUUACAACAUCAUCCUCCAGGAAGAAGCCAAUGAGUUCCUUCGCAAGAACGACAAGCGCCUGCGUCUCAGCACCACCGUCGAGGGCAUCAAUUACAACAAGAAGGGUGUGAAGAUCACCAACAAGGAUGGUAGCUGCAUCGAGGCCGACUAUGCCAUCUGCACUUUCUCCGUCGGUGUCCUCCAGAACAACGUUAUCGAUUUCAAGCCGGUUCUUCCCGCAUGGAAGCAGAGCGCUAUUGAUCAGUUCGCCAUGGGCACCUACACCAAAAUUUUCAUGCAGUUCAACGAGUCUUUCUGGGAUGAUGAGACCCAAUUCCUUCUUUACGCUGAUCCUAUCGAGCGUGGUCGAUACCCUCUUUUCCAGUCCCUCAACGCCAAGGGCUUUGCUGAGGGUUCCAACAUCCUUUUCGCCACUGUCACCGGAGAGCAGGCCUGGCGCGUGGAGCGUCAGACUGACGAGGAGACCCAGGAGCAGAUGCUCGAGGUUCUUCAACUCAUGUUCCCCAAGAAGAAGAUUCCCAAGCCUACAGCUUUCACCUACCCCCGCUGGAGCACCGAGUCCUGGGCAUUCGGUUCUUACAGCAACUGGCCUGUUGGCAUGACUCUCGAGAAGCACCAAAACAUGCGCGCCAACGUUGAGCGACUCUGGUUCGCCGGCGAGGCCAACUCUGCCGAGAUGUACGGUUUCGUUCACGGUGCCUGGACUGAGGGACGAUACAUCGGCCACAAGAUCGGCAACAUCAUCAACGGAAAGGCUGGUGAUGACGAUUUCGACAUGACGCGAUAUGAGACUCUUCAUGGAACGACCUUUGAGGAUGAGCAUAACGAGGAUAACGGAUGGUUGUUCCCUUAUAACGUCGAGGAGGGUGGUGUCUAA